Choloepus didactylus (southern two-toed sloth) is the source of this 2157-nucleotide messenger RNA. It is a transcript of the gene MYCBP, whose product is annotated as MYC binding protein. The record is from RefSeq and is a predicted model, not a curated record. Bases 64 to 375 code for a protein of 103 amino acids. Gene Ontology annotation, biological process: regulation of DNA-templated transcription. Gene Ontology annotation, cellular component: nucleus. Gene Ontology annotation, molecular function: transcription coactivator activity. The transcript is spliced from 5 exons. NCBI's taxonomy places the organism in Eukaryota, Metazoa, Chordata, Mammalia, Pilosa, Megalonychidae.
AGUGCUGCUCAGAGCCCGCCAGCCACGGUCUCGGGCGCCAGCUACGCCGCGGCCGCUGUCACUAUGGCUCAUUACAAAGCCGCCGACUCGAAGCGCGAGCAGUUCCGGAGGUACUUGGAGAAGUCGGGGGUGCUGGACACGUUGACCAAGGUGUUGGUAGCCCUAUAUGAAGAACCAGAAAAACCUAACAGUGCUUUGGAUUUUUUAAAGCAUCACUUAGGAGCUGCUACGCCAGAAAAUCCAGAAAUAGAACUGCUUCGCCUAGAAUUGGCAGAAAUGAAAGAGAAAUAUGAAGCUAUUGUAGAAGAAAAUAAAAAACUGAAAACAAAGCUUUCUCAGUAUGAACCACCUCAGGAGGAGAAGCGUGCUGAAUAGGAUUCUUCUCAGUUGAAAAGACACUGAAAAUGGUUUUGUAUGACUUGAAUAGUUUGUAUAGUAUAUAAUCUUUUCUGAACAGAUGCUAUAGAACUCUUUUAAUAUGUUAAAUUCACUUAUCAUACUCUAAUUGUUAUAAACACAUAGAAUCACCAAUAAAAACUCAAUAUAACUUUCUUUGGGUCUUAAAGCAGGAGAAUCUAAAGUAAAUCCUGAAAAAAAUCUAAACAGCCAUCUAAAUAGUUCUCAUUACCUUAAAAGAUGUCUGAUUAGUAAUGAUGGUACUGGUUAUAUUUUAGCCAAGGAAGUUUAGCAUGGAGCUAUUCCUUGGUUUAGUACAGAAAAUGAGCACAGGUACGGUCAUUCUUUAAAAUUAAGAUGACACUGUUUAUAUUCCCUGUUGGCAGCUGGAGAGAUCUGUGUGGCAUAAGAUGCAUUUGCACAGGUUCCCAUUAAUCCUCUGCUCUUGUUUAUAUAAUGCAGAAUGAAUAACUCUUCUUUGCCACCACUUUGCCUUAGAUAACCAUGUGUGUGCCAGUUUGAACUCUGACACCACGUUUCCCUUCUAUGCAAUCAUGUCCUAUCUGAUAAAGUUGCCUUGCUUUGCUUUGUGCUUCAGUGGGUCCUAGUUGCACAUUGGCCUUUCUGUGUUAAUUGUUUUUCAAUUUGCUCUAACAGCAGUUACCCUGAUUGUAAUUUAUAUAACUUUAAACAGUAUCACAUUGUUCCCCUGCCUUACCCUUAGGAAAACUGCUUAGUUGAGCACAGAACAGAGGCAAUAUAAAAUUCUGGGUUCACGCACAGCUGGUAUGAGAAGGGGAAUGAGCCAUAUAUCAUGGAAGAUUAUAGUUUGUGGGUAUAAUUAUUUAGUGCUUUUUCCCUCAAAGUAUUUUUCUAGCCUUGAAUUCAUUUUGUCUUCACUAUCCCUGUGAAGUAGGUAGGGCACAUAUGAAGGGAGGUUGGGUACUGAAUUUUUAGGCCAAAGACUGAUAAAAUACAACCAUCUACUAAUUGUAGAACCUUGGCAUGUCAGUUAAUUGCUCUGAGAUUCACUUUCCUCAUCUGUUAAAUGAGAAGAAUAUUUGUGCUGCCUACCUCACAGGGUUGUUGUGAGGGUCAAAGGAGAAUGUAUGUGAAAGACUUGUAAAUGGUAAAGCACUAUAUGUACUUGUUUGUUAGUCCUUUUUCUUUUCUUUUGGAAGACCUAUAGUCAGAUGUUUUGUUUUAUACAUCAUUUAUUUUCCUCAUUGAUUGACUGUCAUUAUUAAGAAGUAGUCCUAUUCCAUAUAUUCUGUCACUGUUGUUAGAGAACCUAUCUUUAUUUUUUUGGCCAAAACACACAUAGAAAACAAAAGUAAUCUAAUGAAAGCUGGUUUAACUAGCAAAAGUCUCAGCAUCUGCUGGAAACUGAGACCAAAUCAGUUUUCAGGGAAUUUUUAUCAGCAUACUGGCAAGAAUGUUGCCAAUGAUCUGUGCCUCUUCUAGUCAGAAGUUUGUUUUGGGAGAAGUGCAGAUAUUGAUGGAAGAAUCUUAACCUGAACUGAUAUCUCUCUUAUCACUUUGAAUGCCUUCUACAAGGAGAGCAGUGGGCUAAGUGCUGGGCAUUAUCAAGUCGAAUGACCUGGAAAUAUAAGACAUAUAUAUAAGCAAUUGCAAUAUGAGAUAGGAUGUGCUAAGAACCAUCAAAUAAUAAAACAUGGCCCCAUGUCGGUUUUGGAAGAGAGGGAGACUUGGCUUCUUUAAGAAGUUCGUCCUUUUGUCAAUAAAGACAAGUGGAAAUUA